This is a messenger RNA of Cherax quadricarinatus, 2464 nucleotides long. The record is from RefSeq and is a predicted model, not a curated record. NCBI's taxonomy places the organism in Eukaryota, Metazoa, Arthropoda, Malacostraca, Decapoda, Parastacidae.
UAACUAUGGGGCUUUCCCUGUGAGCGAUGUAAUGUUAUCCAGUUUUGUACAGAUGAUGUAUCAUGUGGAAAUAAGUUGACUGAUUGAUAGAUAUGUCCGAUUCCUCAUCUUUGGAAGUGAGCUGAAGAUUCUGCCACUUGAGCCAAGCUCAAGAUGUCUAGCCCAGAGGAAUGUGUUAACUGCGCAGCAGAAGUCGCACGACAGGCCACGCACUUUGACACUAUAGGAAGCCACCAGGCGGCCAUCUACAUGUACCGCCAAGCAGCAGAAUAUCUUAACCGCGCUACAACUCUGGGGUUGUGUAAUCCAGCUAUUUUAGAUAGAAUCGCGCAGUACAAAAAUAGAGCUACUGCUCUUGAACAUAAUGAAACUCAAGCUCAUUCAGUGCAAAUUACAAAAGAAGGAGGUCAGAGUGAGCUUAGCCGAGCUAACUUUCUGCUCCUGGAGGCACUAGAUGAAGAUGAGGCGGGUAAUGCUGAAGAAGCCAUUGAACUUUACUCCAAUGCUGUACAACUUUGUCUUGAGGCCUGUAACAAUGCCAGCAAUGCCAGAAUAACAGACAAGCUGCGGAAGUUGGCUGAGCAAGCACUGACUCGAGCUGAAGUUUUGAAAUCCCAGGAGACUGGAGAAGAAGCCACAGGUAUGAGUUCAGACAAGGCAGCUAACAAAACUCAGCAUCGCAAGGUUUCACCAACCCGCAUCAUCCCUCCUCUGGGCAUUGGAAAUUUGGUCAAUUCCAAACCUCAGGCUCAAGCCAGACCCAAUGUUGUUAACAAAGUUGGUCUCCAGCUAUCAGGCAAAUCUGAAUACACAAAGGAGGAAUUAGAUGUAUUAAAAAGAACUUCCAACAUUAAUGGCCGAAACUAUGUUCCAUUUUUGGCCAUUGAUCUCAAAGAAAAAUUUGCUUUUUCUUUGCCCUUUUCUGAUAAGGAUGGCCUGCUUCCUCUAGCACCAAAACAGAAAAAGAACUUUGCUAGAUGGGCACGGCCAGAGGAUAUAUCCAGUGACCCCAAAAUGAUUGAAGUAGUGGAUUGCUUUAGUAUCAAGCAGACUUGUGUUUCUGAUUGUUCCUUUGUAGCAUCUGUUGCCAUCAGUGCUCUCUAUGAGAAAAGGUUCAAGAAAAGACUCAUAACGGACAUAAUUUUUCCAAAGAACCGCAGUGGUGAUCCUGUGUAUAAUCCCUGUGGGAAAUAUAUGAUUAAACUUCAUAUAAAUGGAAUCCCAAGGAAAGUUAUUAUAGAUGACAGAUUGCCUGUAGGUCAUCAUGGUGAGUUAUUGUGCUCAUAUUCAACCAAUAAGAAUGAAUUUUGGAUUUCACUUGUGGAGAAAUCCUAUCUCAAGGUGAUGGGGGGUUAUGAUUUUCCUGGCUCCAAUAGCAACAUUGAUCUCUAUGCUCUGACUGGUUGGAUCCCAGAGCGUGUUUCUAUCAAGGAUAAAGAUUUCAACAAGGAAGGAACAUUUCGCAAGAUAAUUGACCGCUUCCAUCAUGGUGAUGUGCUGGUUACCAUGGCAACUGGGGAGAUGAGUGAUGGUGAAGCAGAUCGAGCAGGACUUGUACCUACUCAUGCAUAUGCAAUGCUUGACAUUAAGGAAGUAAAGGGAAAACGUUUGUUGAUGUUGAAGAACCCAUGGUCCCACCUGCGCUGGAAAGGAAAUUACUCUGAAAUGGACCAAGAACACUGGACUCCAGAAAUGUGUAGACUUCUUAAUUAUGACCCCAAGAGUGCUCAGACAUUUGACAAUGGUGUCUUCUGGAUUGAUUAUGAUAGUUUAUGCCACUUCUAUGAUGUAAUCUACAUGAACUGGAAUCCUCGGCUUUUCUCUCACACAUAUUGUAUACAUGAAACCUGGAAUGCUGGUUCAGGCCCAGUACGAGACUUGUACAACAUUGGGGAGAACCCGCAGUAUUCGCUGGAUGUGCAGUGUCCUGGGGGUACAGCAGUCUGGAUUCUUCUCACUAGACACAUUACUGAAAUAGAAGAUUUUCGCAAUAAUAAGGAGUAUAUAACCCUUCUUGUCUACAAGACUGGUGGGAAAAAGGUCUUCUAUCCCUUUGAUCCUGCUCCAUUCAUUGAUGGUGUGCGCAUCAAUAGUCCGCACUAUUUAUGCAAGAUGGUUCUGAAGGAAGCUGGGACACACAAGUUCACACUGGUAGUAUCUCAGUAUGAGAAGCACCUCUCUAUACACUACUCACUCCGAGUUUAUUCUACAUGUCCAUUUUUAUUGCACAAAAUUAAGAAUCUCUGCAAACAUAAACAUGAGAUCACUGGGAAGUGGAGUGGCGAAACUGCUGGCGGCUGCCCCAAUCAUCCUGCUACAUAUAAGAACAACCCAGUUUACCAGUUUAGAACUGAGAGUGAUUUGCAUUGUCUCAGAAUUGAACUCAAGGCUCCUAAGGAUAUUCAGAUUGGUUUUGAAGUUGUGUGGUUGAAGCGAAAAACACAGAAGCUAGUGGAUAUUUCAG